Molecule: messenger RNA, 869 nt
Organism: Physcomitrium patens
Lineage: Eukaryota; Viridiplantae; Streptophyta; Bryopsida; Funariales; Funariaceae
Biological process (GO): translation
Cellular component (GO): ribosome
Molecular function (GO): 5S rRNA binding; structural constituent of ribosome
Source: RefSeq, a predicted model, not a curated record
AACUGAAGCUGUGGGUCUAGAGGGUAUUGCUCUAGCUUGGUUGCUGCGUUUUGUAAUUAGGGUUUCUGGCCGUGAGGAGUGGAGUUAGAUUUUGCUGUCUUCAUUCAAUCGCCAGCAAGGGGGCAGAUUUUAGUGAAAACAUGGCGGCGAAAGCGGGAUCCGCGUCGAGGAUGAUUAAGUACUUGAAGCCGUACGAGCUGAAAUUGCAUUUCUCGAACAAGUAUGUGCGUUCUAUGGUAGUGCACAAGCCCACCAGUCAUACAGUGGUGGCAGCGACGUCGCAGGAGAAGGAUUUGAGGGAGCAGCUUCCUGCUACGGGUGAUGUCGCGGCGGCUGCACAAAUUGCAAGUAUCUUGGCCUCGAGGUUGAAGGUGAAGGAUGUUCCAGCGGUCACUUACGAGUUGAAAAAGGGGGAAAGAUACCAUGGGAAGAUUAAAGCAUUUUUGGAUAGUUUACGGGAAAAUGGCAUUCAACUCAUUUAGGGUUUCAUUCGGCUUAGUGAACGUUCAGGGGUGUAUUGAGUGGAACUAUCUAUGCGCUGCAUUGUAUUCGUAGAGCAAGGGUCGGGCGAGCAGGUCCUGAUUCAGCAAUCGGUGGUGCAGGUGAUGUUGGAAAUGUAGACUUGGAUUCUUGUUAACAAGCCGAUCGUUCCUUUUCUUUUUUCUUGUCGUCGUUUCUCUUUUGCCUCCUAUCUUCUGUCUCUGUAUAGUGAGUCAACUUCCAGACAGAUAUGGUACUCUAUGUAGUGAAGUGAAUGGCUUGAACCUCAUUUAGAAGGCGAUCGACAUAGACCUAUCUGUAUUGAAGACAUUACAACGGGUGUCUAAUGUCCUGGGGUUUCGCAAUUCAAACAUUUUUUUUCUCUUAAA